Trachemys scripta elegans is the source of this 1479-nucleotide messenger RNA. RefSeq names its product eukaryotic translation initiation factor 4E binding protein 2 (gene EIF4EBP2). The record is from RefSeq and is a predicted model, not a curated record. Gene Ontology annotation, cellular component: cytoplasm. Gene Ontology annotation, biological process: negative regulation of translational initiation. NCBI's taxonomy places the organism in Eukaryota, Metazoa, Chordata, Testudines, Emydidae. Bases 310 to 657 code for a protein of 115 amino acids. Gene Ontology annotation, molecular function: eukaryotic initiation factor 4E binding. The transcript has 3 exons.
CACAGGCCGCCCCCACCCGCCGGGCUGCUCCUCCCCGCACGUCCCGCCCCUCCCCUCCCUUCUCGGCCGUCGGCCCCCGCCCCGGGUUUCCUGCUACUGGCGGAGGCCGAGGGAGAAGGUGGCGGUGGAGGCGGUGGACCGAGAGAAAGUGCCGAGGAACCGGAGAAGAGAGGCGGCUGCUGCCCUCCCCCCGCCCCCGGAGUGAGUCCAGCGCCGCCGCCUCCACCACCUCCUCCUUCAGCGUCUCUGCCCCCUUCCCUCCCCCCGGCCACCUACCUCCCCCAGCAGCCGGGACAAUAGAGCAGGGAGAUGUCCUCCUCCGGCGGCCACCAGCACAGCCAGAGCCGGGCCAUCCCCACCAGGACGGUGCCCAUCAGCGACGCCACGCAGCUACCUCAUGACUAUUGCACCACGCCCGGGGGGACCCUGUUUUCUACCACUCCUGGAGGUACCCGAAUCAUCUACGACCGUAAGUUUCUGUUAGAUCGCCGCAAUUCCCCCAUGGCUCAGACCCCACCAUGCCAUCUCCCAAAUAUUCCAGGAGUCACCAGUCCUGGUACCAUGGUCGAGGAUUCCAAAGUGGAAAUAAACAAUCUGAACAAUCAUGACAGGAAGAAUGCAAUGGGGGAUGAUGCUCAGUUUGAGAUGGACAUCUGAUUACCCCAGAGUGUAACCAUGGAGAGGCAGCAAUUCCUGAUACCUGUGCAUACUCGAUUCUGCUAAUCGGAUCAGUAACUGAAAGGUGGAAGAGGCGGCGGUAGCAGCAGUCUCCAUCAGACUCCCCACCUCAUCUUCCAAGUGCCAAAGGAUAAGAAUCUAGCUCCCCAAUCCUGCUCUUCCCCCCCCCACUUUUUAACUCCCAUCUCCCUGCUCUGUGACUGAAUGGAUGCCCUUGUCAAAUUAUACAGAGCUGAGGAACACUCCGAGUGGAACCUUAGCAUCUCGCACUUUAGAGGCACCCUGUCAAACCAUACACAAGCGAGAACGUACCUCCAUCACCAAUUGGAUAUUUAUUGCAAACAGCAAAGGGGCCAGGGACUGGUGGAUUUAUGCUAAGUGGAGAUGGCUUUUUCUGUGUUCCCCUCCCUUCAGCCUGAUCCCAGCUCACAAAGGGCUUAUGUUUGCACAGCAAGUAACCAGUUGUAAUAUGGUGUCUCAAAUACUUUUGAUCACUCGCAUUUUAGAAACUACAAGGAAUAGUGGGAGAACGGGUAAGAGUCUCUGCUCAGUCUGAGUUCCUUUUCCUCAGUGGGCAGAGCACUCACUUGAGUAACUCUGGGGGAACCUGGGUACUAGUCCCACUUGUGACCUUUCUCCAUGACUCUGUGUGCCCUGCAAUGUAACAUGUUCUCUCUUCUGGAGACGCAUAACCUUAAUUCAUUUGCUCUUGUACCUCCUUGCUUUCCAUCCCGCUGACAAACUUUUUGAUGAUACUUCUUAAUGUUAUGUGUAUUUAAUGGAAGCUGUCAGUUCAUUAUA